AUGCCCGUCGAGUCGCUUAUGGACCUAGCCUACGGGCAGCCGGACACCAUCCGGUUUAAAACCAACCCGUCGAGCUUAAACGCGUCGUGGAAAUGUGACAUUUGCUCCUCCGGUUUCCAGCGAUUGGAUCACUUCAAGCGCCACACUGCAACGCACAAGACGGACAGGCCCUUUAUGUGCGACUUUUGCGGUUCUCUAUAUAAACGAGGGGACGUACUACGACGACAUUGGAAAUCGUGCUCCGCACGUAUUCAAACCGGCCAGACCGUCCCCGAACCACGACUAGGCGGCAAAGAGAAACAUGCCUGCGACGGUUGCGCGAGACUGAAGAGAUCAUGCUCGGGAGGACAGCCCUGCUCGGAGUGUCAGUCGCGAGGAAGAAACUGCUCAUAUGAACGUCUGGGAGGCACGAAGAACAAUACUAUAGAGUCCCCACCGCGGGAGUGGGGGUUAUCCGCUGCGGGGUAUGACACAGUUCCCGCUCAUACUCCAGAUAUUGGGGCCGCUGGCGUCCAGCAAUUCGGCGAGCCAUCACGGUCCACUUGGGACAUGGGUCCGCAAAACUUUUACGCAUCUGCGGAUAUCAUAUAUAGAGCGUACAGUCGACUGCCUUAG
Messenger RNA from Aspergillus calidoustus, 615 nucleotides. The record is from the annotation of a GenBank genome assembly. NCBI's taxonomy places the organism in Eukaryota, Fungi, Ascomycota, Eurotiomycetes, Eurotiales, Aspergillaceae.